Molecule: messenger RNA, 477 nt
Organism: Debaryomyces fabryi
Lineage: Eukaryota; Fungi; Ascomycota; Pichiomycetes; Serinales; Debaryomycetaceae
Exons: 1
Coding region: 1-477 (158 amino acids)
Source: RefSeq, a predicted model, not a curated record
AUGCCGACACAAGACGUACCAAAUGGUAAUGAAGGACAACAGCCCAAUCUGCAUGGAAACCUUCUCCUACAAGCCAAGCAUAAUCAAAAGAGACAUUUACAAGAGUCGUCACAUUUAUCACAGCAAUUACAUAGGACCCUCGCAUCCUUGAUACGAAGUAACUCAAAUAAUGGCAACGAAUGCCCACCAGUUUUAGAUAAAAUUACCACGAUUCAUCAAUUAGAUCAAGAGAUUGAUAGACAAUUAAAAGAAGAUGUGUCUGUGAAUUAUGAAGCACUUUUGCAUGAUAAAAGAAAUCUUACAAACCUUAUAAACAAGAGUAAUAGUAAAUUGCAAUUGCAUACUUACGAUGGUACGAAUAAACAAACCAGUUCCGUAGAUGAGUUUCAAAGAAGAUCAGAAUUGAUUGACCAGGACUUGAGGAUAUUGGAAUACACCUUAAAGCUCAUUAAACUGAACAAGGAUCCUACUAAAUGA